Messenger RNA from Alternaria atra, 474 nucleotides. RefSeq lists its product as uncharacterized. Gene Ontology annotation, biological process: translation reinitiation; formation of translation preinitiation complex. Gene Ontology annotation, molecular function: translation initiation factor activity; mRNA binding. The record is from RefSeq and is a predicted model, not a curated record. The coding region runs from base 1 to 474 and encodes 157 amino acids. Lineage: Eukaryota; Fungi; Ascomycota; Dothideomycetes; Pleosporales; Pleosporaceae. The transcript has a single exon.
AUGAGAAGCCUAUACCACACGAUCGCCCCAACUACAAUACCAUUCGCUAACUCUCCUUCAGAAGCGCUACAGCAGAACAUGGCCUCCCUCUCCGUCGACGCCCAAAAACGCGCUGAAAAGGACGCACAAAAGAAAGCCGCCAAAGCCGCGACCGCCGAAGCACGAGCAGCCGAGACACGCGCCUCUUCCAAGAUUCUCAUCAAACGCAUAGAGCGUAACAAGCGGAAAUACGUCACCGCCGUACAGGGUCUGGAAGCCUUCGGACUCGACAUCAAGAAGGUGGCCAAGGACUUCGGCAAGAAGUUCGCGACGGGAUCAAGUGUGACCAAGAUCCCAGGUGGUGGCGAGGAGAUCACAGUGCAAGGUGAUCUGAGCGAUGACAUCCUGGAGUUCAUGGUGGAUAAGUAUGAAGUGCCCGAGGAUAAUUGCGAGUUGAUAGAGGAUAAGAAGAAGAAGAAGGCCGAGGGAGGUUGA